AUUACCAUGAUGUGGUCUUUUUGGAAUCAUUUCUUCAAAAACAGAUAUCACACAAGCAUGCAAAGCACACCAGAAAUAUUAUCUUCCGCGAUGGAGGGGAAAUUUUGCGUGGAUUGUCCUGAGGCUUACGCCGAUCGAUCUCAGGAUAGGCCUGGUGGUGUCCUUUCCAUCCCUUCCGAACUCAUACAUCACAUACUCAAAUACCUGGGGAAUAAAGACCUGGUGAACACGGCAAUCGUAUCCCAAAGCUUCCGGUUCAUUUCCCAGCGCGUGAUCUACAGGAACGUCGAACCUGCCGAGGACAUGAUCAUACCAUGCCUCAGAUGUUUUGCAUCGUACCCGCAUCUUGCAUCUUGUGCUCGUACUCUGAUCUUGGCUGAUGCUACUCGACAUUAUGACGUUUUCUUCAAUUACUUCAACCUGCUGCGUCGUGCGUUGCUAAACGCGUCUUCACUCACCGAUCUUACAAUUCUCCUCGACGGCCCUUACGCAAAAUAUUUGCAUGGAUGUUCAUUUCGACUUCGUUCUCUCACUACAACACUCGACUGGGAUAAGGACUUCAUCAAAUUAAUUACAGAGCAGACGGAACUGCGCAAUGCCAUGUUCGGCGGAAAAUUCGUAAAUGACAUGGUUCUGCCUAGCGACACUCUCACAAAGCUUACACGGGUCUCUGCGUCUCCUCUGGUACUGGCUGCAGUAGUUCCAAAUCGAAAAAUCAAGGAAGUGGAACUCUGUUUGCUGCAUCAAGCGCUUUUCAAAGACGAUAUCCUCAAUACUGCAUCGAACAUCCUUUCCUAUUCUACCGGCCCAUUGACCGCACUGCAGGUCAUCACCCGUCUGAGCGACACAACGAGUGCACUUGCAGCAUUCAAAGCGAUCGCAAAGAACCUGCCAAAACUGAAUUCGUUUGCCUUUUACUCGAGUGAUGGAGUUGUCUCGCAGGAACUUCUCGAAGCCUUUCCUGAAUUCCUCUCCGGCUUCGAAUGCCUCAGGUCGUUGACACUGAUGUCGCGAAAUAAAGCCGAUGCACUACACGACAAAACUUUGACGGCUACCCUCGCGUCAAGGUGGCACGCAUCAUGUCCCUCUUUGCAAAGCGUCUCACUCGCGGGAUCUAUAUGGCUGCAUAACACUCGGCAUGGUUGGGUGACGUUGGCAGACCUUGAGCGUCUCCUGCGAGAACGAACGAUUUCGCUGGAAGAGGUGAAGAACAACAUAGAUGAGGUCGAUGAAGAUACAGAGCAGGGAAAUCAGAUGGAGCGGCAGAUGAUCGUGCUUCGUGAUAGUAUCCUCCAAUUCGGUGGUCCUUGAUAGGCGAGAUCUCUUAUGCUACGUAUACAUUCUGACGGGACAUGCUGAGGUUGUAGGAUAAUAAAUCAAGUCCAAGUGAGGUAUGCCUUUUAUUGUACUAAGUUGGACAAAAUGUCGAUAUCUGUAAUGUCGUCUCCUCUAAUUCACCGCGUUCACUUGCAUGCAGACUAAAGAGUACACGGGAUGCCAACACACUGUGGAGGACAAUUUGUGGUCUGUUAUGAUGCAUCAGUUUUUUUUUUCAUUGAACCAUCCUGAAUGAUUUGCCACGCACAAGUCCAGCAUCUCGUUAUAUGAUGGCUGCCCAAAAUUAGCAAAAAUCGUCAAAUGAGCGCAUACAAUGUGCAACUUACUGGCACCACAACCGUGAUCACCAUAUUGGCCAAAGAAACGA
Suillus plorans is the source of this 1705-nucleotide messenger RNA. RefSeq lists its product as uncharacterized. The record is from RefSeq and is a predicted model, not a curated record. Gene Ontology annotation, molecular function: protein binding. NCBI's taxonomy places the organism in Eukaryota, Fungi, Basidiomycota, Agaricomycetes, Boletales, Suillaceae. The transcript has 4 exons. The coding region runs from base 7 to 1311 and encodes 434 amino acids.